AUGUCCCGCAAGAAAGCCAAAGUUGACGCUGUCGAGGGAGAUGCUGCUGCCGCCGAUGAUCGUCUCAGCGCCCUCCCGGACGAGCUCCUCCACAAGGUCAUGUCGUUCCUGAGGGCAUGGGAGGUGGCUCGCACCUGCGUGCUCUCGCGCCGCUGGCGCAGCCUCUGGGCUUCUGCGCCCUGCAUCAACCUCCGGGUCUGUUGCGAAGCCCGCCACCGCCCGCUCCCCAUGCAACUUUCCAGGUUCGCCAACCACUUCUUGCUCCUGCGGGAGGUGUCUGCGCCGUUGGACACACUCCGGCUCCUGUCCAGCCCCACCCAUAACGAGACUCUGUACUACCCUUACACUUCCAGCCCCGAAUAUGACGAUGACGGGGAUGACUACUGCUGCACGGAUGUCGAAAUGACAUUAACACAGCUCUCUUCUCAGUGUCCCUCUCUGGAAGUCCUGGAGCUCAAGGAGUGCUUCCUGGAUGGCCCCCAGAUAUCGUCUGCCUCACUUAUUAGUUUGACCAUGGUCGAGUGCAGGAUCAUGGCGGAUCUCUCCGUUGCUGCUCCUAACCUCAUAUCGCUGCACUGUGUCUGUCCGUACCACCGUGCUCCUUCAUUCGAAAACAUGGCGUCUCUGGCCACGGGCACCAUCAUGCUUAAUGACUCUUUCUUGCAUGAUAAGUUCGAAUACAAGUACAAAGAUCUCAAUCCAGAUGUAUUUGAGUGUGACAGCGACGAAGGCAGUGACUCAAAUGAUGAUAACUAUGAUAGUGAUGCUGAUAGCGACUUGAUUACCUGUGAAGGAUUCUAUGGUGCUAAAGUUUUGGGUGGCCAAAAUGUUAUCUGCAGCCUUUCAAAUGCUACAAGUUUGGAGCUGAUAGCUGAUGCCGGAGAGGUGAUCCUGAAUAGGGAAUUGGAAAUGUGCCCAAUUUUUAGCAACCUGAAGGUGUUAUCCCUUGGUGAAUGGUGUAUGGCUGCUGACCUGCAUCCAUUAGUUUUAUUCCUGCAGCAUGCUCCAAAUCUGGAGAGGCUUUUUCUUAAACUUAAAAUGGACCAUGAGGAAAUAGAAGAGAAUAUCAAUCCAGAGGGUAGUUCAUUUGCUUGCAAAGACCUUGCAACAGUCAAGAUAAAAUGUCACAAGGAGGAUGAAAGAGUUCAUGUGUUAGCACAGUUUUUCGUGGCUAAUGGCAUAGCCAUGGAAAAGAUAUCUGUCGAUCACCGUCCGACUCGCGUCACUCGCCAAACUUGUGAGUCAUUUAUUCUUACUAUGAUUACUGUCAUAUUCUCCCACCAGGCACAGAUCACGGCUGCAGAACUUGAAUAG
Molecule: messenger RNA, 1314 nt
Organism: Lolium rigidum
Lineage: Eukaryota; Viridiplantae; Streptophyta; Magnoliopsida; Poales; Poaceae
Product: putative FBD-associated F-box protein At5g22720
Exons: 5
Coding region: 1-1314 (437 amino acids)
Molecular function (GO): protein binding
Source: RefSeq, a predicted model, not a curated record